Plectropomus leopardus (leopard coralgrouper) is the source of this 814-nucleotide messenger RNA. The record is from RefSeq and is a predicted model, not a curated record. Lineage: Eukaryota; Metazoa; Chordata; Actinopteri; Perciformes; Serranidae.
AAAUGUGUCAAAUUAUGUGGAUAAGGGAGGGUUAAGUUAAUUUUUGAUAGCUUUCGUUGUUUAAAUCUUGCUAAAAAUAGUUCAAAGUGAAAAAGGGUAAGUAUGAAUUCUGCAACACAAAAAUGCUCACUUUGAACCCUUUAUGUAUUUCUUUCAGGCUCCAGGAUGACGGCAGCUCUCCUGUGUUUCCUGCUGGCUGGUUCAGUCCUGCUGGUCGCCGGCAGCCCAGUUCAUAAAGCCAACAAUGGGAGCGUACCACUGGUGCUGUGGCAUGGGAUGGGCGACAGCUGCUGUAACCCGCUCAGCAUGGGGGCCAUAAAGAAGAUGAUGGAGGAAGAAAUCUCUGGCAUUUACGUGCUCUCACUGAAGAUCGGAAAGAGUGUCAUUGAGGACACAGAAAAUGGGUUUUUCAUGGACGUGAAUGAGCAGGUGUCCAUGGUGUGCAGUCAGCUGGCGCAGGACCCAAAGUUGAAGGGAGGAUACAAUGCCAUGGGCUUCUCCCAGGGGGCACAGUUUCUGAGAGCUGUGGCUCAGCGCUGUCCCUCUCCGCCAAUGAAAACCCUCAUCUCCAUCGGGGGCCAACACCAAGGAGUGUACGGGCUGCCCCGCUGUCCCGGAGAGAGCUCCCACAUCUGUGACUUCAUCCGCAGAGCUCUGAACAACGGCGCGUACAGCGACAUAGUUCAGAAACAGUGAGUCGUCUCCCCUCUGAAUGUUUCCCGCUCAGUGGUGCUGAUAUGUUAGCGCUGCACAGACGACAGGGUUCCUGCAGCUUAAGGCAAAUUAGAUUUGACCCCCAUCAGUUCUCUGCGCU